Erythranthe guttata (spotted monkey flower) is the source of this 494-nucleotide messenger RNA. Lineage: Eukaryota; Viridiplantae; Streptophyta; Magnoliopsida; Lamiales; Phrymaceae. The record is from RefSeq and is a predicted model, not a curated record.
GGUAACUAAUUUCAACACAAAUUUAUUACAACUUUAUCACAAAAUAAUAUUAUUAUUACAUGAAUCCACCUCCCUAUAUAGUCAAACCCCCUUCAACAUUUUCCCAAGAAAAAAAACAAAAAACAAAGAACACCUCUAAAAAUAUGUCUUCUUCACAAACUGAUCCCCUCACACCGCCGCGCCACCAAUCCACCACCACAUUCCGGUGGACACUCCGCGGGAGGAGGCGGCGAUUGGCCACGGUCCGCCUCGGUGGGAAGAAGCCCCGCCGGGGGUUCUUUCUUGCUAGGGUUUGCAGAAGAGUGAAGCUAAAGUGGCUCAAGGGGAAGUACCUUUGCAUGAUGAAAAAGGUGAAGGAAUACUAUAAGGAUGUGGUGGAGGGGCCAGGGGCAGAAGGGUCAUUUCACCGGAGGAUGCUUCUCGAAUCUUCUUACGCCGUUCCUGUUAUGGGGCUUUCUUUCAUGAACUAUCCUUCUUCGAGAGGUCAUUAUUAG